Molecule: messenger RNA, 1741 nt
Organism: Eruca vesicaria subsp. sativa (arugula)
Lineage: Eukaryota; Viridiplantae; Streptophyta; Magnoliopsida; Brassicales; Brassicaceae
Source: the annotation of a GenBank genome assembly
CUCCAUAUUCAACUCGUUCAUGAUGGUUAUUUUUCUCACUGGUUUGGUCUCGAUGAUAUUGAUGAGGACUCUCAGAAAUGAUUAUGCAAAGUAUGCUCGUGAAGAUGAUGAUCUUGAGAGCUUGGAACGGGAUGCAAAUGAAGAAUCUGGCUGGAAACUUGUGCAUGGGGAUGUGUUUAGACCACCAUGGAGUCUAGUUCUUCUCUCAGCUGUUGUUGGCACAGGUGCGCAGUUGGCGUUGCUUGUCCUUCUUGUCAUAUUAAUGGCCAUCGUGGGGACACUCUAUGUUGGGAGAGGAGCAAUCGUCACAACGUUCAUAGUUUGCUAUGCUCUAACUUCCUUUAUCUCUGGUUAUGUGAGUGGUGGAAUGUACUCAAGAAGCGGGGGUAAACAUUGGAUCAAGUGCAUGGUCCUCACGGCUUCUCUGUUCCCCUUUUUGUGCUUUGGAAUCGGCUUUCUCCUAAACACAAUUGCCAUAUUCUAUGGUUCCCUUGCGGCUAUUCCGUUUGGAACAAUGGUGGUUGUGUUUGUAAUCUGGGGUUUCAUUUCGUUCCCCUUAGCUCUCCUCGGGACAGUCGUUGGAAGAAACUGGAGCGGUGCUCCAAACAAUCCAUGCCGUGUAAAGACCAUUCCACGUCCAAUCCCUGAGAAGAAAUGGUACUUAACUCCAUCGGUUGUUUCCCUGAUGGGAGGGUUGCUACCAUUUGGAAGCAUAUUCAUCGAGAUGUACUUUGUCUUCACAUCGUUUUGGAAUUACAAGGUAAAAAUAAUCGCUUUGAUAAGAACAAAUCUACAUAACUGCUGGUUCUUUUACAAAUUGAACAAACCAGAGAGGCUUGAUUGACCAAGCCCUAGAAAAUCCAGCCCUCACUAAAUGCUAUCUGGCCAACUCAAAACAGCUACAAUCUGCUACAUUAAGACCCAGGCUUGUUGUAUUAGACAUAUAUCUGAACUUCUUCAAGUAGACCCACGCUGUGUCUUGGCUUAUCACGGUAAGGAGUAAAAUUUGAUUGGCUAUCCCUGACACCUCUUUUUGGUUUUGGUUUUGACAGGUGUACUAUGUAUAUGGAUUCAUGCUUCUGGUAUUUGUGAUUCUAGUCAUAGUGACGGUCUGUGUGACAAUCGUGGGAACUUAUUUCCUGCUGAAUGCAGAGAACUAUCACUGGCAGUGGACUUCGUUUUGCUCAGCUGCUUCAACGGCUGUCUAUGUCUACUUAUACUCCAUCUAUUACUACUACGUAAAGACCAAGAUGUCUGGAUUCUUUCAGACAAGCUUCUACUUUGGAUACACCAUGAUGUUCUGUCUUGGCCUUGGAAUCCUCUGCGGAGCUGUUGGAUUCUUGGGAUCAAAUCUGUUUGUAAGGAGAAUCUAUAGAAACAUCAAGUGCGACUAGAUGGUUAAUCGAAAAGGAAGAAAAAAACAUCCAGUGAGGAUGAUAUAUUAUAUAAACACAGUAGAGAGGGAAAUUAAGAUGAAGUUGGAGAAUCCUUCAAUGAGGGCUUGUGUCUUCUUCUUAGUUUCUACUUUCUCCCUUUUUGGUAAGUGAAUUGUUCUCGUUAGAUUAGAAUCGAGUUUGUAAUAUACUACUACUACUACUACCACCUGUAAUCUUCUUUUUUUCCUUGUUCAUUUUCAUAUGAACUUAACUAUCACUUAGAUCAUCGAAUAUGGUUUCCUGUAGGAGCAAUUGGAUAUAAUCAUCAUUCUGACUUUCAUUUGUUUAUCUGCAUUAGAUUUUUU